This is a messenger RNA of Tribolium madens (black flour beetle), 1128 nucleotides long. RefSeq names its product zinc finger BED domain-containing protein 4-like. Gene Ontology annotation, molecular function: protein dimerization activity. The record is from RefSeq and is a predicted model, not a curated record. NCBI's taxonomy places the organism in Eukaryota, Metazoa, Arthropoda, Insecta, Coleoptera, Tenebrionidae.
AUGAACUCAAAAGAAGAUGUGCUUGUUGUUAGCAAGGUUUACAAGUAUAUUGAAACACUGGCAACUCCCUCUGGAACAGUUAAAAUCGCAAAUAAAGAUUUUCAAAAAAAAUCCGGGUGUGAAACACCUAAAAAACUUUCAACUCGAUGGAACUCUACUUAUUUUAUGAUCCACAGAUUUAUUGAGUUAGAAAAUGCCGUGCGAUCUACCGUCGCUGUGUUAAAUGUAAGUCUACCUCAACUAUCAAUUGAAGAGUGGCAAGACUUAAAACACUUGAAGAAAAUUUUAGAACCUUUUGAAGGAGCUACUCGUACAAUUAGCGGACAAAAGUAUAUGACAGGUUCAAUGGUGAUACCGGUAACCAGUGGAUUAUUAGAUGUUUGUGAUAAAUUAUCGGAAAUAAAUUUUGCAAAAAAACUGCAAACGUGUGUGCAAAAAUUAUUAAGUAAUCUUAAGGACAGAUUUUCUGAUAUAGAAAACAAUAGUGUUUUAAGCAUGUGCACAAUGUUGGAUCCUCGCUUUAAAAUAUAUGCAUUUACAGACAACAACGCAAUUGACAAAGCAAGAAAAAAAUUAAUUUCAGAACUCGCUAAAACUAUGACUACCGAAAUUGAAGCAAAAGUAAGUGACGAACAAACAGAAUUUAAAAACGAUGAUUGUCCUUUUAAUAUAUGGACAUCAUUUGACAAAACUGUUUUUGAAAAAAGUAAAAAAUUCUCCAAAGAUACCUCUUCUUCAAAGGCAGUUUUGGAGGUUCACAGAUACCUUGAAGAUGAUAUCCUAGACCGGAAAAAAGACCCAUUGAGGUGGUGGGAUGAAUAUAAAUAUGUUUAUCCCAACUUAAGUAAACUUGUAAAAGUAAAAUCUUGCGCGUUAGCAACGUCGGUGCCUUUUAAAAAUUAAAAAAAUUUUUUUCAAAGCUGGAAAUAUUUUAAAUCAGCGGCGAACGCGCUUAAGUGCAAAAAAUGUGCAACAAUUGUUGUUUUUAAACAUGAAUCAUAAAUAUGCAAAUAUAUAGUGUAGUACUUAGUGUAAAUUAAGUAACUAUUUAUGUAAUACUCUUGUUUUUCUAUUAUUUAAUACAUAUAUUUUAAGUACAAAUUUGUUAUCUAUUUUUCUAUGUUUAUG